CAAGCUCUGAGACCGGAAGGGGUGCGCCGCUCGGCACCGACGGGAACCGCGUCAGGGUCAACACUUCCGUUCCGCCGGGGCAACUAUGGCGCGGCCAACAGGCAGACUUAACUAUGGCUCUCCACUCGAGACCACGCAAGUGCAGGGCCCCGCGGGCGAGGGCGGGAGCGAGGUGUCUCCCCGACCCAGGUCCCGUGAGUCGCCCGGCCGAGGCCUCGCGGCUCGCAGUAGCUUGGCCACGUUCCCACCCGCGGCCGAGACCCGGACCCAGACGGCGAGCACCCGAUUACCUGCUCCCGCCGCAGUGCUCCCCGCGCUGUUGCGCGUCACACCCGGCUCUCAAACACUGGCUCCGGGACACCGGCUACGCAACCACCCCCCUCCCGGUGACUGCUAGCCCAGGAACCCACGUUGGGGCAGCCCACGCACCACCCGGCGCCCAGGAUCUCCUCACCGGAAGUUGAUUUCUACCUAGGCCCGCCCAGGCCUGCGCGCGGCGCUCCAGGCAUCCGCGGACGCAUCACAUGACCCCCCAAAGAGGAGGCCAGCUGAGCCUCAUCUGAAGAGAGACCUGACCUGUGAAACAGAUUGACCUGAUAUACACUGCUCUGACCAUCCUCAAAAACUACAUCAUGCCUUAUCUUUUGUCCUGAGCCAAAACAAACUAUCCAACAGAUAUUCCUCCUAACAUAGAUUCAGCAGGCUAGGCCACAAGAAGAACCUCCUAGUUGAGUGUGAUUCUCAGGUAAUUGCACUCUGCGAUAGAUUGACUUCGACAUAACGCUUUUCCUGACCAUUCUCAAGAUCUACCUCCUAGUAAAAGGUUCUCAAUCUCUCUUAGUGACAGGCCCAUAAAACCACCUAACAAAUCUGAAUUUUUCUUCUGUCCAGAACUGGAAUCUACCACGAGAAGAGCCUUUGCCUCUUACGAGCAACCAAAAUGUGAGAACUGAAUAAAGCACCCGGCACUGUGACAUGCUCAAGAAAUGUUUGCCGUGAUGUCUGGACCUAUUGGCUUAGCGGAACUCUCAAGUUCCCGAACAUGCCUAAGCUGAAAGCUUCUCUAACCACUGGAUUUUGAAGAUCGGCAGCGCCAGGACUGUAGCACUUGUAAUCAACUCUAUCAUAGCAGUUCGUUCAUAUUCUACUAAAAACAGUUGAUUUUCAGCUGUUCGACAUCCUUAUAGCAAAGCUGUCAGUCAACACCUUUUCCUGAAGGGAAUACGCAUACACUUGAUAGGUUUUUGUUUGAAGGGGAGAGUAAUUGUGUAGACUGUCGUGACUGUUACAUAGAAAUGGUCAACAGGUAGCAUACUUCUCAGAUGGUUUAGACAACAUUCACUUUAUAGAACGUAUACCAUUUACUUGGAACUAGUCAAGUGGUAACAAUCUGGGAAUGAACCAAAUAUAUCCAAGAUGUUUUACUGCCUAGUGCCCUGAUCUUUUGAGUGUGAGUCUGUGGACAACUUCUAUUCUUCACACAGAGAGCAUUAUUGGAAAUUGCUUUUCUCUUCCUUCCACUGAACAAAACUGACUGAACUAUCUUUAAUCUCUGUACUCUGAGUGGGAAGUAUCAACAGGAUCUUGACAUGCCUUCACUGAGCUGGGCAACCUGAAGUCCUUAGUGAACAACUUAUACUGAGCAGAUCACCUCUUCUGACCUUUUCCAUCCUGCCCAUUCUUUGCACAAAUAAGUUGUAUUUCUCUUAUAGAAAUUUGAUGCUUCCUUACACACAUAUACUUUUUAAAUUUCCAGUUGAGCACCAAGUCAAGGACCACUUCUUUGUAUACUCAGCAAGCUGUUUCCCAUUUCUUCUUUUACAUCUAGUCUAGUUGUCAAGAAAGUGGAAAGACAUUCAAUAAGCAUUUCAUAAACUGUUAGUCAAUAUUUAUGUGUCAUCUUAUCUUUUCUCUUUGUGCUUGAAAUUUUAAUGCCUUUGGGUUUCCAUCGAAACAUCUGACCCAACAAAAUGACCGUUUAUCCCUACAGCCACCACUCUAGUUUCAGAUCACUGUGUAUCGGUCAUCAGAAUCUCACCUCAGAAACCCCACAAAGUAAUCGGUACUUUUAUCUUUAAUUGUUUAACAUGCUUACAUGUAAGCACCCAUCACCACGUCAACUUUAUUCUUUCCAGCUGUCAAAGGAGAUUCCAUGCUCCUCAGCAGUUAUUCCCUUCCUCCAU
Mus caroli (Ryukyu mouse) is the source of this 2183-nucleotide messenger RNA. Lineage: Eukaryota; Metazoa; Chordata; Mammalia; Rodentia; Muridae. The record is from RefSeq and is a predicted model, not a curated record.